AUGGCUCCCUUGGGUUGGGUUGUUGACCCGGGACUCAAGUCUUCGGCAACAAUUUGGACGUUUCCUUGUACGAGAGCAGAACCGAGUCUCCCCAAGGCCCAGUACAACUACGGGUCAAGAGACAUUCUCAGCGCUUCCAUAACGGAGAAUGCCAGAAGUCGCAUCAGUUCUCGGAUGGUGAAUCCAUCCCGCAACAUCCCCAAGGCUAUUCGCUGUUUCCACGUCUGCAUCCUCCUUCCUUUUAUUGGAGGCGCCUUGAUCAUUGGUUUGCUCGCCCCAUCCAACCACCCUAGCCUCGAUUUGACCACCGGUGAUGCCACCGCGUCACCGUUCUAUCCAACCUACUGGCAUCAAGGGAUUGCCGUCCGUGACCAUACUGCUCUCUUCACUUCUGCGUGGUCCACUGCAAGCUCUGACUUGUUCGCUUCUUCUCCAGCACUCUGUGGCCUUUCUCUCGCUGUAAAUGUGCCCAAGGUCUUUUCCAAUGUCUCAAGUGGCAAGGGUAAAGCGCUGAACUGGUUCGCGAAUAUGACUGCUGUCGCUGGACUCAUGACUUGGUUUGGCAUUCCUGUCACCUGCAUGCGCUUCUACGUCGGAAUGAAGGCACAGGGAAUUGACCGUUGCCCACUUCAUUUUUCGUCCGGCCUUCAUCCGUUUGUUGCGCGGUACGCUAUGAUUUUCCGUUUCUUGAUCUGCUUUUGGGUUAUCUUCCCCUUUCCUUCGCACAUCACUACUAUCCGUCAGUCAUGGCUCACUCGACCUGCCAGUUCUGUUCGAGUCUUAAUGCCCCAAACCAUCCGGUACCGCGCAGUUGCGCGCCCGAUCCCCCAGCGCCCGUAUCUAGAGCCAGACGACAGCCUCUAUCGAUGGGUCUCGCGACAAUCGGAGCACCGAAGCUCAAGUACCACUUUUAUGCUCUCCUGA
Messenger RNA from Rhizoctonia solani, 924 nucleotides. RefSeq names its product amino acid permease. The transcript is spliced from 6 exons. Gene Ontology annotation, cellular component: membrane. The coding region runs from base 1 to 924 and encodes 307 amino acids. Gene Ontology annotation, molecular function: amino acid transmembrane transporter activity. Lineage: Eukaryota; Fungi; Basidiomycota; Agaricomycetes; Cantharellales; Ceratobasidiaceae. Gene Ontology annotation, biological process: amino acid transmembrane transport. The record is from RefSeq and is a predicted model, not a curated record.